AUGAACAGUUCAGGAAGUUCUUUCAGUUCUUCUAGGAACUUAUUGAAUAGCCCCCGAAAUUCGAAUAUACUAAAUAUAUGUUCUCAAAAUAAUAACAAUAAAAGUUAUAAUUCAGAAAAUGAUAUAUUAAUAAAUAUGAUUUUAGAAGACUGUGUACACGAAUGGUUUCCUUUUUUAAAAGAAGAACAUGAUGAUAUAGAUAAAGAGCAAGAAAAGAACCAACAUAAUUUAAAUAACGAAAUAAAUAAAUUGAAGAAAUAUUAUAAAGGUGUAAAAUCUUCUGAUUUUCCAUUACCAAGAUUAUAUAAAACAAAUCGAAGUAUAUGCAACUUGAAUGAAGAUAAUGAAGAUGAAUCUAUUUUUUAUAAUAGUAAUAGUAUAUAUAUGAAUAUAUUAAAUGAAAGUAAUACAGACAAUGUAAACACAAAUAAUCAUUUAAAUGAACCUGUUCAUAUGCAAGAAAAUAAAGAAACACAAAGAGAAGUUAUAUACGAUAAAAAGAAAGAAGAAGAAACAAAAAGUGAUGAAAAUUUUGUAAAUGAUACAAAUGAUGUGAAUGAGAAUAUUUCCUUUUAUGAUUGCAUAGGUGACAUCAGUAUUAAUAAUAAUAAUAAUAAUAACAAUAAUGAUAAUAAUUUUAAUAAGUUGGAUGAAUAUGUUCAAGAAACCUGUUCAUCACGUGAGGAAAAAACAUUGAACACUAUAAGAGAGAAAAAAGAAAAUUUAAAGCAUUAUUUAGAUAUAAAGCAAAAACAAUAUUUAAAAAAAAAAGGAGACGAAGAUGUUAGUAAAGAGGAAAUUCAAAACAUAUCAUUAGAAGGAAGAAGGAAUGAUAAUUGUGAUAAUAAAUAUAAUGAUAAACGUGAUGAUUUUUAUAAUGACAAGAGUGAUAAUAUUAAUCAUGCAAAUUUUGAUAACUCUCCUAUGUGGUUAAAAAAUUAUAAAAACAUUUCUAAUUAUAGUACUAAUAAUAACACCCAUAUGAAUAAUACAUAUAAUACAAUGAACACAAUUGAAAGUAAACAUAGUAUUAAGUAUGAGGAAAAUAAUAUUAUUAAUACAAAUAAAAAAGAUGUUAACAUAUAUAAUACUAUAGAAGUAAAUGUGGAUUCUACAAAUAAUUCCAACAAAGAAGAAAAUGAUAUUUAUUUGGAUAAUGAUAAUAGAAAUAUAAAUUCCAUCAUUCAAGAAAUAAAAAAUGAAGAAGCAAAAGAAAAAGAUUUUACAAUGGAUUCAUAUGGAAAUAUGUACCUACGUAUAUGUAUGAAAGUCUUAAAAAAAAACGUAGAUUAUUUUUUAUCACCCAUGAAAUUAACUAAUGAAAAACUUGUUUAUGAAAAAAAAAAAAUCAAAGAAAUUUUAAAAUUGUAUGAUAAAUUAUUUUAUAGCCAUUUUAAAUUCAUACCAAAUAAAAUUUACAAAGAAGUAUUGAGACCUAUAUAUACUUACUAUCAAAAUUUAAAGUCCAAUAUUGUAGGUGGUGUAUCUACUACAUCCUUCGAUGCAAAAUCAAGAAAUGUUUCUAUUUCUUCUUCCUGUUCUUCUUUUCGCAGGGAUUUUGAUAUUCCAAAAAAGAACUCAACGUGUGAAGAAGAUGAAGAAAGCAAAGUUAUACAAAAGAAAAAUUCAUUUUCAAGCGAAUAUACCAAUUUAGGGAGCUUUUCAAAUAUUAUUAACGACAUGACUGUUAAAAAUAUUUUACAGGAGGUUGAUGAGAAUUCAGAUAUAAGCCAUUUAGAAAAGGAUUAUAAAUAUAUAUACAAAGAUUUAUUAAAAUUGAAAAGUUUAUUAUUAAAGAAAAGAUAUUACAAAAAUAUUUUAUUCGAAUAUCAAAAGAAUUUUGUUCAAAUUAAUAAUAGAUGUGUUAAAACGUAUAGGGAUAUAUAUCCUGUGGAGAAGGAGUAUAAAACAUAUACUCAAAUAAAAAAGCAGACAAUUGAAGUGAUCAAUUCGAUUAAUAUAAAUUAUAAAAAAUAUUAUCCAAAUAUAUAA
Molecule: messenger RNA, 1992 nt
Organism: Plasmodium gaboni
Lineage: Eukaryota; Apicomplexa; Aconoidasida; Haemosporida; Plasmodiidae
Exons: 2
Coding region: 1-1992 (663 amino acids)
Source: RefSeq, a predicted model, not a curated record